This is a messenger RNA of Oppia nitens, 1342 nucleotides long. Its product is annotated as serine protease HTR4-like. Gene Ontology annotation, molecular function: serine-type endopeptidase activity. The coding region runs from base 140 to 1342 and encodes 400 amino acids. Gene Ontology annotation, biological process: proteolysis. The transcript has 4 exons. NCBI's taxonomy places the organism in Eukaryota, Metazoa, Arthropoda, Arachnida, Sarcoptiformes, Oppiidae. The record is from RefSeq and is a predicted model, not a curated record.
UUUUUUAAACAACAGUUAAAAACACAACCGUUUAUAAUCCCGUUUUUUACUGAUUACUAGUCAAUUAAUUUCAUCAAAUAGUUUUAUUUUAUAUCAUUUGCAUUGAUUGAUUGAUUGUAAACUGUUAAAACACACUGUUAUGUUUAGACUGUCAUUUAAUAACAGCUGUACAGCAGCACUGGUAUCAUUGAUUGCUACCAGACAUCUAUGUGAACAACAAUGGACAACAAGUAGACGACAGCAGCAGCGACAACAACAACAACGAUCAACACCAGUGUCUAUAAAUAAUAGUCAAUCUCAAUGGAGACCACUAUCAUCACUGUCAGCCCUAUUCAUGAGAUACGCUUUCCUAUCGAAUGGCCAACCGGUAGAGCCGUUCAGCAUCGACUGGUUCAAACCGUUUGUGUCGAUCAGGGCCUACGUAACCAACACCGAUCAUUCGCUGUUUACCGAAAACUAUGACGGUCCGCCCUAUAUUUGGGGAUCGGGUUGUAUAAUGCGGUCGUCUGGUAUUGUAAUAACCACAUGCAAUACAGUGGAAAACCUAACCGAUGUAUCGGUGCGUACAUCCGAUGGACAGGAGCACAGAGGACGAGUAACUAUGCGUACACCUGAAUUCAAUUUGGCUGUCAUACAGCUUAGCGAAACUAGAGAUGACUGGCCAGUGAUAUACAAACGUAAUAUUGUAGACACAGAGUUACGUGUAGGCGAACCGGUGAUGACUGUCGGCAACAUUAUUGCCGGUGUCUAUAACUAUGUCUCCGAAGGCAUUAUCAAUAAUCCGAAACGUGACAAAUGGGAGAUACCCAACUGUCCCAAUGCUAUUGACGAUCAACUUCACACUCUUAUACAGCAUACGGCAAGUGUUCGAGCGGGCGACGGCGGAACCAGUGUUGUGGACAUGGAUGGCCGGGUCAUUGGCGUUAAUAUUGUCCAAUUUCAGCCGACGGUAAAUGUCUGUCUUAAUAUAGAAUCAAUUGAAAUAUAUAUUAACUAUUAUUUGACGCAACGAGCACUGAACUUUGGACUACUGGUCUAUUGGUACGAUCCGCAGAACCGGCAGUUUUUCGAACAAAACGGCGUACCGCCCGAACUAUUGCCCGACUAUUGCGGCAUUUUGGUGGCCGAAGUUUUUGGCCAACGAGAUCCCUCUGUACGAAACCUUGCAAAGUACAACAUUAUAACUCAUGUCAACCGAUUUCGGGUACAAUCCAUGGAUGACCUGUAUCGGGCACUCGAACAACAAAUGUCUAUAUCGGUGACCGUAGGCCAGGACCUGAUAGUACCGACCGAUUGGUUUAUUGUUAGCAAAAUUGAUGAUAAUGAUACCACUGUUGUCUAA